Messenger RNA from Brassica napus (rape), 1211 nucleotides. RefSeq lists its product as uncharacterized. NCBI's taxonomy places the organism in Eukaryota, Viridiplantae, Streptophyta, Magnoliopsida, Brassicales, Brassicaceae. The record is from RefSeq and is a predicted model, not a curated record. The transcript is spliced from 3 exons. The coding region runs from base 582 to 977 and encodes 131 amino acids.
UGUUUCAUAAACGGACGAAACACUUCGACGUCGACUACCAUUAUGUCAGAGAAAGGGUAGCAAUGAAGGCUUUGGAGGUGAAACACAUUCCUGCGACGCUGCAAAUUGCAGAUGUCUUUACCAAAUCCUUGUCGCAGGAACCGUUUUUCAAAUGGCGUAACAAACUUGGUGUUUCCGUGCCUUCUACGCCAAGUUUGAGGGGGAGUAAAGGCCAUACUGAUACUUCGUAUAAACCCCAAAUGGAGAAUAUGAAGAAGUCCGUCCUGUCUCUGUCGGAUGUGAUGUAGUGGGUAGAGCAGGUGAGCUUGUGAUGUAGUGGGUAGAGCAGGUGAGCUUAACCUGCUGUGAUGUAGUGGGUAGAGCUUAAUCUGAGUCUUUUAUAUAAACAUGUAAAAAGGGCUAGUCUUUGGGUAAGGUAAGAGAGAGUCAAUAAAGAACACGUUUUCAUCUUUAUCUUGUCUUUGUUUCUUGCCUUUUACAAAUGACACCGGCGUUGUUAGGUAAUAAUUUUAAAUCCUCAGUUUUAAAAAAAAAAAGUCAAGAUCUCCGGCAUUGAGAUCAGUCAUAUUAACGUUAAUCACAUGUAUCGUGUUGAAUUGUUGGUUGAUGAUGGGAAUAAUUAUGCAACUUUUGUGGUGUUCGAUAAGGAGAUGCUCGAGAUGACUAAUCAACAUGCAGCUACUCUCUUUAUGAACGAGGUCAAUGUUGGUCUUGACGACAAACUCCCGCAAUGCGUAUCAGGACUUGAAGGGCAAACUUUUGUUUUUCAUAUACGUGUCAAGCCAUGCAACUCCACCCAGAACUACAGUCCCUUUACUGUUUCUGCUAUCAGUCACAAUAUUGACACCAAGGAUUUCAACAUCAAGGAAAGCCCCUGUGUUGAUCUUAGAUGUGAUGAACCAUCCACUCCCCCUCCAGCCAACAACACGUUAACAGCUGAGGUUGAAGAAGGUGAACGCAGCUGCUCCCGUGAGUGAAUGCUUGAAAGCAACCAAAGCGUCAGCCCAACUAUGCCUCCAAGUCUUCCUCAGUUUUAAUAUUACUAUGCAUUUCAAGUUUAACUCUUUGCAACCUCUUACUUGCAACGUUCUUUUAAGAACUCAUUUCAUUAAUGUACCUCAUUAGAGGAUAACAUUUUCAUCAUUUUAAUUGCUUUAAGGGGAUGACGUAUUAUAUACAAUCGCUGUUCAAAAAAAUUCUUAAAAUUUCUU